GCAAGUGACCCAUUCAUUGAUUUUUGUUUAUUUUAACUAAAACUACGAAUUGUGUAUAGUUGUUCGAUGUUGUGUGUUGUGUUUUAUUUUGUGUGUUGUUCAAAAUCGAAAUAAAAAAUCUAAAAAAAAAUAUCCAUAAUACAAUAAUUGUUUAGCAGAAAAAUCUAGUGUUUGUAUAAAUCAUUUUCAUCCACUAAAAUCCAAUUGAAUGCAUUUUCGAAAUGCAUAGAAUGCAAAUUUUCAAUGGAAAGCCGUUGACAAUAUUCCGCGAUGUCAGAUGUGUGAAGCAGUAGAGAAAAUUUUCCGAUUUGGAUUUUCCUCACACUCAUCGUUGUUCUCACAGAACGGGAGAAAGCGAGCGAGAAAGAGCGAAAAUUCGCAUAUAUUUAGUUGGUGUGUGCAAUUGUUAGUUUUGUUGUUGUUACUCUCGGUGUCUCCGCGAUGUUCGUUCGUUCGCUGUUUUUUUCUUCUCUUUUUUCGUUCUACAGUCCCUUUUGAUUCCGUGUGCAUUUUUCACUCUCACAAAUUCCGUGGUACGCUUUUUUUUAUUCGCUUUCUCGUCCGUUCUCUGGCACCUCUUCAGCGUAAUAUAUAACAUAUAUUUAUAUGGUUCGUAUGUGCGUGUUCAUUACAUUUUAUAAUUGAUGCAGUUCUGUUGCCGUUUCGCGAAUAUUGGCUGUGUAUGUGCAUUUUGUGGGAAUGUUCAUGGAUUGAUCCGCGCGCGCGAAAAUUCGCGGUACAGUGAGAAGAAAACAAAUAUUGUGAGCCAAACUUCGAUCGACCGGAAUAAAGGGAGCGAAAAGGGGAGUGCAAGUGAACGAAAGAGAUCAAGCUGCUGAAUUGAAAGAGAGAAAGAGUGGGAAAAGAAGCGAAAGAAGCAAUAGAAGUAAGAGGAGCAGGAGAAGCAAGAGAAGGCAAUAGUUGCCAAGAAAAUCUCUUUUGAAUCGGUACGACACUGAAUAACAAUGCAUUUUCGUUCAACUGAAUGCAAAUAAAUCGGAUUUUUCGAUUGGUACAAAACAAAAAAUUAACGGAACUCAAAAAAAAAAACUCUAAAAUAUAUUAAUUUGUGAUAAAACGAAAUAAGUAUAAACAAAUAAUAAGAAGAAGAACGCGAAUCCAAUUCGGAACUGAAGUUUGUUUGAGGGAAAAAGAAAUCAAUCGAAACGGAGUAUCAUUUUUGGGAGAUUUAGCUGGAGUAAACAAUAGGACGGAACCGAGCAACAGAAAGAAAAACACCGAAAAAGAGCGACAAUAACCAGCAAAGCUGCAACAAAUUGGACGCCAUGCAUUCAAUCAAUCAAAACAUCCAGUAUAAAUAGAGUUGCAUUUGAUGCGACGUCGAAGAAAUGACGUCUCAAGCAGUUUAUUGUGUCAGUUUACAAUUAAGGCCCUCGGAAGAGAAUAAUAUCGAGUCGAUAAUCGAUACGAAUAAAUCGAUUGGUGAUAGUUCGGGCGAUGCAUGUGAUAUCAGUAGUCAAGUGUCAAUAGCUCAACCGACUCAUUUAUCUAUUGCAACAGUUUCGACGGCAAAUAUCGAAGCACAACAGCAUCAUCAACAGCAGCAACAGCAUCAUCCGAGUAAUAUAAUACUGAUUCGUGGUGCUCGUACGGAGAAUGGUCAAAUAAUACUGCAGAAUGGCCACGAAUUGUUGAGUUUAUUGAACAGUGGAGCGGUUAGCAUUAGCAGUUCGGCUGCUGCCGCUGUCGCCGCCGAUGAUGAUAAUAAUAUAACCGCAUGCAAUACAUCGACAUCACCAUCGAUUCUUUUGCAUAGAAAAACCACAUUCGCCAAUUCGGUGGUGACUACAGCAGCACCGAUCGUGGCAACUUCGGCAACAUCGAAACACACAUCGAACAACGAUGCGAGUAAAUUUGUGCUGCAAUCAGCUUUGAAAAAUGCCAAUCUAGCCAGCAAUCAAAUCAUUGAUGCGAGCACAUUAAGCGGAAAUGGAAUCAAAGGCAAUGCAACACUGUUGCACACCACCACGCAAGCAUUAAAGACAACCAGCACCACAACGACGACACAGCUCACAUCAACGGUCAAUAACAGUGCCACCGCCGCUGGCAUUCCGGAAGGUUCAAUCAUUUUACAGCAGCGACUCAAUAAAAAUGGCACAAACGAUGGCCCGAUUUUACUUCAAACACUCAAACGCAUCGAUAAAUCACCGUCAAUUCUACUGUUUCGAAAUAAUCCGAACAGUGGCACUGGCACCACCACCUGUACACUCACCACGGCCAGUCCAAAUGUCGUCAAAACUACGUCCGUUGGCAAUCAAAUUGUGAUUAGCGGUGGCGCUGGCAACAAAGACGAUGAAAAAAUCGAUGCCAAGCUCAAACACAAAUCCGUCUCAUCGAAUGUUCCAUUGGGCGCCGAUGGCGAACCGAUAAAGCUUCCGGAUAACUUGGAAAGUUUACCACGUGCUGAUCAUUUUCCGACUCAACGACAUCGCUGGAAUACCAAUGAGGAAAUUGCUGCGUUGUUAAUCAGUUUCGACAAGCAUUCCGAAUGGCAAUCAAAAGAAGUGCGAACAAGGCCAAAAAGUGGUUCGAUGCUAUUGUAUUCGCGGAAAAAAGUGCGGUAUCGACGUGACGGCUACUGCUGGAAGAAGCGAAAGGAUGGCAAAACUACACGAGAGGAUCACAUGAAAUUGAAAGUUCAAGGAACAGAAUGCAUCUACGGCUGCUACGUACACUCGGCCAUUCUGCCAACCUUUCAUCGCAGGUGCUACUGGUUGUUACAGAAUCCCGACAUUGUUCUGGUUCAUUAUUUGAACGUGCCCUAUCCAGAUGAUAACAAAAUGGCUGUUAUAACCCCAAGUUUGGCAUUAUGGGGAGACAAAAAGGAGUGGACUAAAGAGGAAUUGGUUUGCCAGCUGAAGCCAAUGUUUUUUAGCGAGGAUGAACCGGAUGCAACUAACGAAAUUGAAAUCACUACGGCCGAAACGGUUGAAGCGAUAGUUGCUCAAUUGAUGGAAAAGCAACGAGCAGCACGACAAGCGGCACUGGUCAAGCAAUUGGAAUGUGGUUGUCCAGAUUCAACAUGUGCCGAUGGCAAAUCUUGUUCGCAUCCAAUGCGACGGUUGAGCUCCAACAAAACAACCGUAAACGAUAAACAACGUCAUGUUGAAAAUAAUAAUAAUCAUGUAUCGAGCACCACACCAAAUGUGCUCAUCGGAACAAGACUCUAUUCACGAUGGGUUGAUCGUCGAGGUCGUGAUCAAUUAACUGAAAUCAGUAAUCCAAAUAAUACAACAACGAUGCAUCAGCUCCCCAAUAACAAUGGCAAUUGUAAUUCAGCAAUCAAAGAUAUUGAAUCGAAUAAUUCGAUACAUUUUCAAGUCAUUCCAACGACCGAUACCACGUCUUCGGUGAAUUCGUCAGCUGGUUCGGCAAGCAAUUUAAACAAUAAUACUCGUCUGUUGAACAGCAAUAAUGGCACUUUAACACUGACAUCGUCAGCGGUUGCGUCGACGGUGGCCGCAUCGUUAGCCAAGACAUCGACAUCGACAACUGCAUCGACUGCAUUGGGCAAAAGUGCAGCCACUUUGAAUUUUAAUCAAACGGCCGAUAAUCAAAUUGUCGCGACCACAAAUAGUAGCAAUAACAACAACAGCAACAGCAACGCCACCAAUGCCAAUCACAAUCAAAGCAAUCAAAUGGAUAAUGGACAAACGAACAAUAUACACCAUCAAAGUAUCGUGAAUCAUGGAAGAACGGCAACAACCGCAGCUAAUCACAUGGUUAAUGCGCCAAUCGUUACAUCGACACCUCCUCUAGUAUUGAGUUUGUCACAGAUUCAAAGUUCAUCGGGCAGUUUAUUCAUACUGAAUGGCCAGCAGCAGUCGUUUAUGUGUCAAUCCUCGAGUCAGUAUACCCAUCAGCAUGGAACGCAUCAUUUGGCGGGCAAAGCGAGUAAAAAUGAAUAUCAUCGUGAGAAUAUGGUGUCACUUGGGCCAAAGCUGGAGACAAUGGAUGCAUCGGUGUCACAAUUUACAUCAAAAAUCCAUGGAAACAAUACGUAUUUGAAUGUCAGUUAUGCGGCUCAAUCAAAUGCCACCACGAUUAUGAAAGAUAAUUCGGUGGUGGAUCUACCGCACACCGAUUCGAUGGCAUUCUUCAACGAAACACUUGAACUAUCGCAAGAGGAUAUUCAGAAAACAUUAAGUGCCAAUAUGCCGAUGAAUCCAAAUGGAACGAAUGCCCGAAACACAACGACCCUAAAUGAUACAACGAUCCGAGAGCCCACAUUGCAUGCCGCUGAUUUCAUUGACGAUUGCUGUGAUGAAGGUAAUAUUGAUGUGGUUCCAUCGUCGGUGCACGAUGACGACGUGUUUGUCAAUUUGGAUGCGUUCGAUAUGUUUGUCGAAUUCCCGGAAUUGGAUUUGGAUGCAAAGGCCUCGUUGAGCUGUCCCACCGACAGCAACAUCAUCGAUAUGGUUAGUGAUGAUGUAACCGAUCCCAUUCAAUUGAGACAAACACAUGAAUCGGAAUCCAGUUCGCGGCUUCUAUCGAAUGAUGUCGAUAAUCCGAAUGGAAUCAACGAUGAUGCACAGCAAACAUCACAAUUUACCGCCACCGCCGUUCAAUUGAGUGAUUCGGAAUCACGUGCUGAUCUCUUUAAUAUCUCGGAUUUCAGCCCCGAAUGGGCAUAUCCAGAAGGUGGCAUCAAAGUACUGGUCACUGGGCCAUGGAAUCAAAACUCAAACUAUACCGUUCUGUUUGAUUCAUUUCCGGUGCCAACGACCAUUGUUCAAAGUGGCGUACUUCGGUGCUAUUGCCCGGCUCAUGAGGUUGGUUUAGUCACAUUGCAAGUGGCAUCCAAUGGUUAUGUCAUAUCGAACUCAUGCAUUUUUGAAUACAAAUCACCGAUGAACGCCGAAAAUGGAGCCGCCUGCGAUGGCACAACCAAUGUGUCCAACAAUGGUGACAGCCUAUACAAAUACACACUGUUCAAUCGAUUGGAAUCGAUCGAAGAACGUAUGCAAAUCAAAAUGGAGCCAUCCGACUCGACGGACGAGAGCAGUACAUCGAAUCGCAUUGAUUUCGAAGAUCAUUUGGUCAAUUACUGUCAAUCGCUGGCAACGAAACAGUGGCGCUCUUCGACUGAGGCGAUAUUUUGGACGAAAAGUGAUAGCGUGAAAGGAAUGUCACUGUUGCAUUUGGCAGCCAGCUUAGGCUAUUCACGCCUAGUCAGCACAUUGCUUCUGUGGCGAUCAGAGAAUACAAACGCGGUUUUAGACACUGAAAUCGAUGCGCUUAGCCAAGACAAUGAAGGAUUCACCCCUUUGAUGCGAUCGUGCGCCAAAGGUCAUUAUGAUACGGCGAUUUUACUUUGCAAAUGGAACUCAAACGCUUUGGAAGUGAAAAACUAUCGAAAACAAAGUCCAGUCACAGUUGCCAUUGAAAAUGGUUUCAUUGAUCUGGGCGAAGAGUUGCUUCAAUUUGAAACGAAUCGAAAGGAGUCGUCAAUUUCGUCGGCAAUUGAAUUUAAUCGUUCGUUUAUGCAGUCGAUGUUCAAGAGUGAAAAAUGUGAACUGGAUGACAAUAAGAAAGGAUUGACGGAAAUAAUAAAUGACAUUGAAAAAGGAGAGUAUCUCAAAAGUUUAACACCGACAUCGUUCAGUCAGUCAAACGAGUACUUGGAAUCGGUUCUGUCGCCAAAAUCGGUAGAAUCCCAAACCAGUUGCCGCAGCCAUGACGGCGUCUUUCUUCGGCCUGGUGAACAGCAGAAGAAAAGUUUAAGUUCACCAAUUUCCUCGCUGUCAGGAAAUUUGCCAACAAUGACCAGUUUGUUGUCGCAUCGCCUAAUCAAGCGCACUUCCGUCGACAGUGGAAUCAAUUUAGACUUUCCGAUUCCAUCGUUUAGAUCGUCAUUAUGGAGCCGAUCGCGAAAUUUGUCCAGUCAAACAUCGUUAGCCGCAACGGUCAGCGGUUUUGAUGCAAACGACUCAUUUUUACUAUGGGAUUCGGAUGCAAAAGUGUUAACACUUGCCGAGCAAAUAAUCGCUGCGAUGCCGGAGCGCAUAAAGAACGAGUCCGAUGACAUAAUGUCGUUGGGCAGCCCAUUGUCGGACACAUUCAAUUCGGAUACGUCGGGUUUGGGUGGUUUGAGUGAUGCAUUCAUGGAACCUUUGCUGGACUCAUUGCCAAGCAGCAAUUUUGAUCAGGAUCUCAAUUUUGAAUUGAACGACUAUCGUUAUCAUGAUGUUGGUACACCAUGCUCUAGCCUGAGCCCAGCUAGCUCAGGUCCACUGCAAAGUCCGGCCAGCUAUUCCAUAACAACCGAACCGUCGAUUAGCACGGGUGCAAUGAGCUCACCGUCACCACCGCCCACUACCGAGGAUUUUACGGAAUUUUUGCAUGCAUCCAGCACCAUACUCAAGCCAUUCGAAGCCGAUUUCUCCAAUUUAACACUGACUGAUCGCGAACAACGUGAACUGUACGAAGCAGCUAAAUGCAUUCAAAAAGCCUAUCGAUCCUAUAAGGGACGCAAGAAACUCGAAGAGCAAGACAAAGAGCGACGCGCUGCCAUUGUCAUACAAAAUUAUUAUCGACGAUACAAACAGUACGCGUACUAUCGUCAAAUGACAAACGCUGCGCUCAUCAUUCAGAACGGUUAUCGUUCGUAUUGUGAACACAAACGCUUCAAGAAAUCAACACAGCCGAAGGGCGGAACUGGCAACACGGCUACCUUAUCGUCCACACGGAAUAACACACAAUGCUUGCAGAAUUAUUACAACAAAAGAUGGAAACAACAGCAGCAGCAUCAGUCCAACAGUGGCGCUUUAAAUAACACCAACAUUUCCAAAGAGCCAAACACAUCUGGCCCACUCAAACGUACCUAUUCGCAACGAACUCAAAAUCAAGCAGCAAGAAAAAUUCAGCAAUUCAUGAGACAAUCCAAAAUGAAUAUUUGGGAAGAUAUGCGAACUUUGACUACAGAAAGAACGAGCCGAAAAAGAGAAGCUGGUGCUCCAACAACGGGUGGAAUACCAUCAAAACUUGCCGUUUCAUCCGCAUCCCAUGUAACGGGUACUUGUACAACGAAUGCAAUGCGACGAACUGAUUAAUUAAAAAAUGUUGACAAAUGGAACCGAUGAAGUGAAGGAUUCCGAAAUGAUAAAUACAAAAUCGACUGGCACCGAAAAGAAGUGAUUUUUAUUAUAAAAUGAGUGCAAUUUUAAAGCUAAGCUUAUAUGAAGUGUGGACAAAGCAAAAAAAAAAGUCAUGGAAAAAGUGUGAAAAUUGAUGAUAAUAUAGCUCAUCAAUCUGGAGUUCAUGUGUUCAGAAUGAAAGCAAAAUCGAAAAAGGGAAAAAGUGUUACCGAAAAAUGGCUUCCAAAACUCCAAGCGUUUGCAAUAGCAGCCAACUCUAUCGAAUCAUUAGCAAAAUGGCAUAUGUGGUUGGCGUCAAAAGCGCAGACAAAAUUGUAUAAAUGAAUCGAAGACAUGGAAAUCGAAUUGUUAUAUAAAACUUCGAAAAAAGAAUGACAAAGCAGAGAAGAGGAAAGAAAAAAAAACUCUGAAUUCAAUUUUACAGCAUUUUAAACUUUAAAGCAAGAAGAAGUUAUUUUUAAAAAAAAUUACAUAAAUUCCUAUAAAAACGUCAGCCUAACGCAAAUCAAAGAAAGAAGAUGCAAAAAACACACGAGAAAAUGUGACAAAAAAAAAAACAAUAAAAUUAUCUAGAACAAGAAAAAAAUAUGUACACAAAUUGUAUAAAAAUCCACACACACACAAAAAAACAAGAAUUUUUUUUAAAUAGAAAUGUAGAGAGAAACAAGAAAAAAAAAACAAAAAAUUUUAUUUCCAAACUUUUGAAUGUUGUUAUGUUUUUCCAUUAUAAUAAUAAUAACUAUUCCCCUAGGUGAUACGAUAAACUUUUUCCGCUUUUUAUUUUUAGCAGUGAACAUAUUAAUAGAUACAAGAAAUUUGAAGAAAAAAAAAACUAUAAAAUGUUGAUUAUACACAUUUAGAAUGUAAAAAAUAUAUAAAGAACACACUCACACACACUUCACUUUAGAAUGGAAGAUGGUUGAUGAACAUCAAGACGGUACUCGCAUGAAAGAAAAAUGAACGAAAGAAGGGUUUUUCCUACCCAGAAUACCAUUUUCAGAUCAAAUAGACUGAGUCCAGUCACAAAGGAUUCUUUGUGGUGACGAAGAAGAACGAAUGAAACCAGAGAAAAAAAAAUCAAAUCGAAACCCAUUUUCAUCAUCUCUCAGUGAGAGACUCUCGCAUAUAGAUUUUGAUUUACAGUGGAUUUUGUAAAUAUUUAAACAUCGUUUUCAAGACUUUCAAAUAACAACAACAACAACAACAAAAGAGUGAACAAUGCUUGUAAAGAGUGAAAAUUAAACGAAAAGAACCUAAAAAAAAAAUCCAAUAAAAUGAAACAAAACACGAAAACAGGAAAGCAAAACAGUAUUUUUCUUAAAAAUAUUUCCGAGCGAAGGAAGAAAAAAACCAAAAUAUGUUGUUAGGCAGAACGUAUAAGAGACAGUUACAUAAAAACAGACACAUACACAUCCAGAAAGUUGAAAGUAUUUACAGUGAAAGGAGGGCGCGCAAAAAAAGCCACCUUUUUUCAAACAUCUCUAUUCAUUUCUAUGGAAGAAAGGACUCAUGAGGAGGAUAGAAUGAGUAUUUCUGUUUUGGAAUGUAUAGAAUCUAUAUACUAUAAAUAUGCGCCAGGAGUUGUCAUACACAUUUUAAAGCAGUCAACGCCACUUUGCAAACACAAUUCUUUCAAUUUCAAUAUUUAACCAACACAUUCAAAAUGUAAACAUAAAACCAACUCUACUACAAACACACAUGUUUGAUUUAGAACGAAAACGACUAUUUCAUUCAAAUUCGUUAGCAAAGAGAAUAAAAAUGAAGAUUAAAACAUUUUAAAAGACAUUUGUUGGGUCGUCAGAAUCGUGACAGACCAUAUCUCUCACUCACUCACUCUCUCUAUAUAUAUUAAUCUCAACACUUGCAAGCUACAACUAAGAACUACUUUUCAAAUUACAAAUCAAUAUUCAGUAGAUUUACAAAUGCGUAGUGAGUUUUUCCGUUUUACUUUUUCGCACGCAAACGUUGAACUAUAUUCGGAUUUUAAUUGAGUUUUUUUCGAUCACUUUUAGAUGCGAUUGCAGACAUUUUUUUUCGUUUUUCUGAAUUGAAUUUCUGCCACAAAAUGAGAAAAGGUGCAAAAAUCUAUCUAAAGUUUUAGUGCGUUUACUGUAUUUUACUCUUCAAAAAUCUAAUAUCAAUACGAGGUAUAGACAGUCAAUUGCCGCUUGUUUUUAUUCAUUCAAACAACUGUAGAUUUUAUCGAAUUUCGACUUUAGUUCGUAGAACAACACCCUCCCAAAUUAAAUCCUGUUCAUUUUUUCCCUUCAAACUCGCUCAAAAUCACUCUCUUUUCCUUAUUUUUUGUUCGUUUCUUCGUUUUCAAAUUGUUCAGUGCCAAUUGAAUGAAUACUCAUUGCAUUCGACAAACAAUUAAGAACACUCUUACAUAUUAUUAUGCCUUAAAACACUAUGAUUGAUUCGGAUUAACGUGUGCUAUCUUUUUGUAUUCUUUUUUAUAGAAUUUUGAUGCAGUGCUUAAAACUGUCUCAUUUCAUCAAAACGUUGUGAAUGGGAUUUCAAUGGCCAAUUCGCAUUUCUUUACUUAUAUUCAAAAUAUGGUUUACUUUUCUCUCCUUACCUGAACGCUGUAUGACAACAUAAUUUUACUCUAACUUUAGGCAAAAGAUGGAGAAAAAAAGCCUAGAUGUCCCAUUGAAUGAAACGAAAAGUUUUCUUCGACUAGUUGUUAAACAUAAUAAUUUGGAUGCCGGUGAGAAAAUUUUAUGAUGAAAAAAACGGUGAGCAAAACGGUAUGUCAGGUUUGAAACGAAGCGUUUUCACUUCAUUCCUUGGACCUUUCUGAAAAAAAGAAACGUCCAUUAGAACCGUUAGCACCGGCAAUUUGUUUUGGUGUGUGUUUUCUUCUGUUCAAUAACUCAAACAUCGAAAUAGAUCCAAACAAAACAAUUGCAACAUACUGGAUUUAUUAAAUCAUAAAAGCUGUGUUACAUAUAGGCAAUUUAAGCGACGGAAAAAGAAAUAAUGAAGAAAACUUUGCGUAGAGACAUUUUUGAAAUUUUCUAGAUCGUAGAGAAUAGUGCAAAACGUAGCUGAAUGUAGAGAAAUGCUCUACAAUAUCGACAAUAGAAUUUUUUUUCUAUUUUUUUUUUGUCUGGUUUUUCUUUUGAACAAGAAGAGAACAUGCAAAUCAUUGCAAUGCGAUAUAGCUCCGUUAAAAUAAGAAUUUGGUCAGCGAAAAAAAGAGACAAAUUAUAAUCUGUACGGUAAAUUAGAGUUCAAGAAAUUGGUUUCUAUCACCCACACAGACACUUAUACACACAAAUACGCUCGAUCGAGCAAUUUUCUAUCUGAAACUUAUCUAUAUGACUAUCAAUUUUGAACGAAACAGAGAAUUUAAUCAUCACGAUCCAAAAUACGUAAUCACAACAACAGACGACAUGUCUUUUUUCGUCGAAUCGGAAUAAAUUGACUCAAAGCCAUGAGCCAGUUUUGCAAAAUGCUCACGAUGGUACUUGAUGAUGUUGAUCAUGGCCACCUCGAUCGAGAUAAUAUCGUACGAGAUCAUGGUAUUUGAAUUGCAUCUGGAAUGCUAAAUGGCUCAACGAGAUCGAUGCGUUUUUGAAAUUUUGAUGAAAUUGCGCGUUUUCCUCGAGCAAAUAUGCAAGAUCAUCAACACUGUUGACUCAACUGAUACUGGUACACAAGAGUAUGCCGAGUAUCAACAAACCGCUCAAUUGACGACACGUCAAAGCACUAACAUGGGUGAAGAGGUGUGCACUAACGCGUUUGAAAAUAGUGAAUGCAACUCGAUCGAAGUGGUAAAAAUCGAAUGCCAAGGCUUGAUUGGGCAACGGAAAGAGAAACGAAUUUCGAUCUUAAAUUACUUACUUUUUGCAAAUUUAAAGAGCAGACCUACACACACACACAUUUACUUUCUCUCAAUAAUCAACUAUAUCAUAUAUGGUUAAGGUUAUUGUAAUUAACCUAAACCAAGACACACAAACAUCUAUUCAGUAACACGUUGACUUCAAGAUUUUACACGCUUUCAUAGCAUCUAUUUAAGUUGAAAUAUUGUAUAUUCAAAGGGAGGUGUGUAAAUGGCAAAUGAUCGCAAUCCAAUGAAUCAAGCGGUUGAGAAUGGCGACAAUAUGACCAGUUUAGCCAUCGAUAUCUAUCUCAUUCUCAAAGCGAGUGUAUAGUCCGUUCUUACUGAAUAAAAGUAGCUUACAGCUAUCAAUUGUUACUCAAGCAAGAGAUAUUGGUCUCUUUUCGUUUGCUCUCUCUCUCUCUCUGUGUCACUUGCUCUCCAUUUGUUUUGACAAAUUUGAGUUUAUCCACCUAUGCCUAUUCCAUCAUAAAAAUAUCUCUAGUUAUGUAUAAUACACUCAAUACUAAUAUCUAUCUCUAAAUACGGCCGAUACGAAACAAUUCAUUGUGAUCGCAUGAGUUGAGCCAACGAAUAUGGGCUUCUUAAGGCAUGUGGAUUGAAGACAUUGGCCAAUUGGCUCUUUGAUUUUUUUGGCAUUAAUGUGCACUCAUUUAGGCAAAAGUGCAUAUCAUAGCCGGUGACAGCAGGCGCUAGUGAUGAAAGCAUUUGCAAUCACAACCGAAAAUGCCAAUGAAACACAUGUGAAAGUAUGUCACUUUUGAAAAUGGGUGACGUUUUGACAGAAAAAAGAGUUUAAAAAAUCGAAAAUGGAUCGUAUUUAUACUCAAUAUAAGCGUAGACAAUGGCAUAUGGUUUCUGUCAUAUCCAAUAUAUAGCAAAUUUUUAGCCAAAUUGUUACGAAUUUCACCAAUAACGAACCACUAUACCCCGAUAAACACACACAGCUUUAUCCCAUUGAGAGUGAGCACGUUAAAUCGAUUCAAAUGUUUGAAUCUCUAGGUAACCGAUUUAAUCUAGCACAAAACACACACACACACACUCAAUACAUAUUCAAUUGCGUUGUUAUUUGCGACACAAUUCGCAAUUGGUUUCGAUCUUAUACUUUAUAUAUUCUCUCUAGAUAUUCAACGAAAAGCGAACGAGUCAAAACCAAAACCAAUACAAUUAUAUCAAUUCCCCUUUGUUUCUUUGCUAAACAAAAGUAACACAAAACAAAACAUGUAGACAACAGAUGAACAUUGUACACAACUAUCUAACUCUAUAUACACAUAACUCUAUUUUUCAGAAAGUAUGAAGACAAAGAAUGCACGUUUCCGAAUUCAGUUUCUAUAAAUCUUUCGGUUGAAUCGCGAUUUCAUUUUCAUUUGCUAAUUUCUAUCACUCCCUCUUUUCCACAAUAAUGGCACUGGAUAAAAAAGAAUGGACAGUUGAUCGUGCCAUGUUUGUAUAUAAAUUGUUCAACACUCAUUACCGAACUCUGAAAUGGCUGAAACGGAUCAUUUCAUUGUUCUGGCGAUAGAAUCCGUGACAAAUAGUAAACGAUUUUUUUCUCUUCAAUUUUCGUUUUCUUUUCGACAAAGAGAUCACGCAAAUGAAUAUAGUCAGUUCUUAUGUAUUUGAAGCAGAAGUUUAGAUUUAUUAGAUGAAAGGAAAAAAAAAACAACAAAAUUAAAUGAACAACAAGAAGAAAUGAACAUAAAAUCAAAUCAAACUUAGUAAAUAGUCACUAUUUUUUAACUCCUUCUUCACCUCACUAUCAUAUAGAUAAGAAGAUAAAAACAACUUAAAUGAAUACCUAGUAGUUUUUUUAAAAAAAUUAUACAACUUAAUUGAAACUUACUAAACAAACUGGAGAAGAAAAUAACACUGUUUUCGAUGGACAUAAAGACAGCCGACGGCGGUGGAGAAUGGGAGUACGCGAGUUGCAUCACAUUAAAAAAGCGUGGAAAAAGAAGCAAAUCAAACAAAAUUGAUACAGAAUUCAAAAUACGUGCGAGAGAAUAGCUAAGGAAUUUUUUUCUUUCGUUCUUUGGACAACAGGUCAACCAUAUUAUAGUAGGGAAUGUAAAUAUAAAGUGCACUUUUUAACAAAUUUAUACAUAAAAUUAUAACAAUUUAUUAUAGACAUUUAAAAGAAUAAAAAAAAAAACAACUUGAGAGUAAAUUAAAAACGGGAAAAAAGCAGAAAAAAAAACAAGAACAUUGAAAGAAUAAUACACAGCGUUAUUCGUUUGAAUAAUGAACACUUUGCACCAGAGCAUUUAUCUUUGACUGGUACUUUAUUUUAAAAUAUCACAUGUUUCGAUUUGGCGCAAAAAUUGCCUGACUUGAUGAAUGAGUCAGCGUUAGAUGAUACAGACACAUACAUUGGCAUCAUACAGAACCAUUUGUGUUACGAUGAUCGAUUGUUAUCUAAUCGACGAUUUGAAAAUGUUUUAAAAUCGCACCUCCAAAAUUGUGUCGCCCUAUAGGAUAAAUUGUGCAAUAUUGACCCGAUAUGUCGACCCGCUGGAUUUGAAAUCUAUAGAUCUAUUAGAUGAUGUAUCAUCUUCUUUCCCAGUCCAUUUCCAACGAUUCGAUCAUUUUUCAAUGGGCAAAUGGAAUGGUUUAAAAUUAGCUGGUACUGUUUCCAAGGCGCACAAUUGCCCGUGCUCAAUGAUUGCAUCGUCUUGUUGCUCAUACACGAUCUUCUGCACACAAAAUAUACAAGAAUAUACUUGUAUAUUGACAAGUAUAUACUUGUAUAUUGAGAAGAUUCUUGAAAAUAGUGCCUCAACGAAAUCUUCGAAUCGAAUUUCGGCUGCAAAAUCGAUUUUCGAUUGAACGACAUUCGAUGAAUGUUUCCUUACAUCGUUUUCCACACACACACAGUGUCAGUGACACACACUCAUUGAUUGUUUCCAAUCCGGAAUAAUCGACUGUUUAAUGGAAAAUCGAUUAAGGACAAGAGACUCUAUUCACUUCCGGGGUCGAAUGACAAACGCAAAAGCAAUAUAAAAACAAAAGAACAAGAAAAAAAAAGAAGACCGAAACAGACAAAUCGGACAAAAAGCCGCUAACUAAAGCCAAGAAUGAUGCCAUAUGCAUGGCUAACCAGUUAUAUUGUACAUUAUUAUUGUUGAUUAAUUUUAGUUUUAUAUUUGACAUGAAACAAACAAAAACAAAAACAUAAAACACAACAACAACCAAAUGCAAAAAUUAAUGAAAAGAAAAGGAGAAACGUACUUUGAGAGCAUCUCUAUAUGAAUGUGAAAAAUGAAAACACAAGAAAAAGCAUUAUUUACAACAAUUUCUCAUGAUUAAACACUUUAUCAACUAACACACUCUAUUCCGAAUAUAAUAUUCUAGCACUAGAUCAAAUCAGGCACCGCAUUCGAAUGAGUGAGCUGCAUUUCCUUUCUUCAAUUCUUUUUUAUUCGAACUCGCUUCUGUUUCGCGGUUCUUUAAUGUACCGUUUUGUUUUCCAUUUGAAUCGAAGAAUUUCAUGGAGAUUCAUCAUUUGUUCCCUCUUUUUUUCCCUAUUUGAUACUGAAUUGUUAUCAGAAAUGAUGAAUCUAAAGAGGGGAAUGUGCUUUCGAUGAUUUCAUUUCUGUUUGUGACUUUGGACUUCAUUUCAUUCAACGACUUAACUUAAUUUUCGAUUUGAUUGAUUUCUUAGCUUGAUGAAUUGGUCUUUGACACAAUAAAUUUGAAAUGUCAUUUCAAAUGGCCGAAGAAAUCACACUUCAUGGCAUAGCAAAUCGGAUUUGAAGUCGACGAAUCAAACAGAAGAAUAUUUUAAUGCGAAAUGUUCAAUGAGCGGCAAACAACAGAAAAUGUCCAUUUUUGCGAUACAAACGAGAUAAUGAGUGUGAGGAAACUCUGUUGCAUUCCCUUGCAAAUUCAAUUAACACACAAAUGUAGACGCCACUUCUUUUAAAAGACGUGGGCAAUUCAAUUAUUGUGUUUUUUUGGGUUCAAAUUGAAGUAAUCAUUCGCAAAUGAGUGCAUUUAUUUCAUUCAUUCACUAAUUUUGCAACAUGAACAUAAGUACUAAUAUAUAUAAAUAAAGUCUGAUUUAGGGCAGUUUGCUGCAACGAAGAAGCAUUCGCUUCAAAAUAUGAAUGAUAUGUGUAGGCAACGUGUUUUUUUUCGGGGAUUUUUUUUAGAUUUAAUUUUAAUAAAACAGAAGCAGAGAACAUUUUUUCCUUCAUUUUUAGCGAGAGAAAUAGAAAAAAAACACUCAUUCAACCGAAAAAAAUGUGAUUAAACCACGAAAAAAAACAUUGUGAAUGAAAAUAGUGAAAUUAAGGAAAUAUUUUUUUUCUCGUUGAAGCAAAUUCACGAAUUUCAUCUUUAGGAAUUAAUAAAAAACAAGAACAGAGAAAAGAAUGAUGAAUAAAACACAACGUGCAGCAAUUAGAAGCGCAUAAGGUGCUUUGGAGAUGAACAAAAAAGUAAUUUUGCACUUGCAGACAGUGAAACAUUUCUCCUCUCCCUAACAAUCACACAAUUUUUCAUCUCUUGUAAUCCUAACGCUAAGGAACAUUUGCUAUUGCAUCAAAACCAAUACAAUUUUAUCUUUAUCUAUUAUAAUCAAAGAAGAAAAACAACAACAACAAACAAAGAAAUAUUUCGCAAUUUUCGACUUUCGCUUUUCGAGAAAUGAGUGAGGUGACAGAUGAUCCCCUUGCGAGAUUGUUGAUUCUCCUGUAUGCAAUUUCAUUACUUCUGUUUUAUUUUCUUAUCAAGGCUUCUUUCAAUCUCCCAAGAUUUCGAUCAAAUGCAGAAUGAUCAUUCGCCUUUGAUUGAAUUUUUUUUCUCUGCAAGAGAGAAGAGGGACCUUCAUAGUCUCAAAUUGAAAGCUCUUUUUUCGGAAUGUAAAAGAAUCGAAAUGAAUGGAAAAUGUGCGAGAUAAUGGAUUUUUUCUUCCUUCUUUCGUAGCCUCCAUAUGGAAUGAAUUUAAUUGCAUUGUACGGAUGCAACUAGCAUUUGUAAUUUAGUGCUAAAGCUUUGACUUUGCACCACCAUUCGGUGUUUGGUCGCAUUUAAGAAUUUAAAACUCUUUAUUCAAAUAUCGACAAUUCAUUUUGAUUCACAAAAACACACAUCAGAUUUUCCCCUAUUGUUUUUGUUUUGGUCUUACGAAUGAGCACUUUCGUUUUGACUAUCAAUUUACACAUAAUGUGAAUGAAAACAUUUCCUCAUUCCUUUCAACAUUUAAUUCAAUUUGAGGGAAGGAACAAAACCAUAUGUGAUUGCAAUGAAAGUCGUCUCUGUGCGAGAGGCGAGUAUAAAAGAUUGAAAGUAGAUAAUUUAAAGGAAAAAAAAGAGAAAAAGCAUGGCCGUGAUUCAAAUUUGUAUUAGAUGUUUUAUUUCGAAAGGAAAACGGUCAUUUUGCGGACUAAAAAUUUUAGGAUUUUAUUUGGUCUCUCGUUUUUUAACAUAGAAUGAAGAAAAAAACACAUUUUUUCUAACUUAUCGCGAAGAAUUGCAAUAAUUAUUUGUGGAACGGAAAGAGACAGGCACUUCUUAGGAGAAAUCAAAUGGCGGACUGUAAAUGACGUAUGCAAUGAAAGGAAGCAACACAUUUUUGUCAAUUUAAAGCAUUUUUUUUUUGGCUAGAUUUGAUUUACUUAUGAAUUUGAACUAUGGAUUUAAUGUCCAUUGAAAUUGACUAAAACAUUUAGUUUUUUUUUCAUUCUCUCACUCACUCACUCUCUCUUUCUCUCUCUUUCUUUCUCGUGACUAUUUCAGUGCAUUUAGGAAUUUUAAGAUAUCUUUUUGGGCAUAUACAUAUUAUAUGAAUUGUUUAUUGUUUCGUAGCCAUUUUCAUUCAAUUUAUUUUUGAUUCUCCACAUCUCUUUCAACCGUUGCCACUCGGAUUAUAAAUAUAUAUAUCAAUAUAUAAAUAAAUCUCUUUAAAAAGCUUUACUUUAAAAAAACAUCUAAACAUGGUUUGCAGUGCACAUAGAAAGUGAUCAAAUAGAAACGAAAACUAUUCGCUAAUCCAACAUUGAAUUUUGUAUAUUCAUCGUCGAUAGUUUGGCGAUUUAUGGGUUCUAUUUGACUAAGAUUGAAUCGAAAUAACAACAACAAAAACCAAACUGGAUAGCAAACUUUCACACUUCCUUAAUGCUAAUCGAAACAUAAUAGUUAGUGCAACAUUUAUUUAGAAUGCACAUCAACACACACACAAAAUGAUGAUGAUGAUGAUGAAGAAGAAGAAGAAGAAGAAAGAAAAAAUCACGAAAACAUCUAUUUACUUAUAAAUACAAAACCGAAACUAUGCAUGCCAGUGAAUAAAAA
Messenger RNA from Sitodiplosis mosellana (orange wheat blossom midge), 17259 nucleotides. It is a transcript of the gene Camta, whose product is annotated as calmodulin-binding transcription activator 1. The record is from RefSeq and is a predicted model, not a curated record. Gene Ontology annotation, molecular function: transcription coregulator activity; double-stranded DNA binding; protein binding. Gene Ontology annotation, biological process: regulation of transcription by RNA polymerase II. The transcript is spliced from 25 exons. Bases 1350 to 7073 code for a protein of 1907 amino acids. NCBI's taxonomy places the organism in Eukaryota, Metazoa, Arthropoda, Insecta, Diptera, Cecidomyiidae. Gene Ontology annotation, cellular component: nucleus.